This is a messenger RNA of Athalia rosae (coleseed sawfly), 783 nucleotides long. RefSeq names its product 39S ribosomal protein L11, mitochondrial (gene mRpL11). Gene Ontology annotation, biological process: translation. NCBI's taxonomy places the organism in Eukaryota, Metazoa, Arthropoda, Insecta, Hymenoptera, Athaliidae. Bases 110 to 700 code for a protein of 196 amino acids. The record is from RefSeq and is a predicted model, not a curated record. Gene Ontology annotation, cellular component: ribosome; mitochondrial large ribosomal subunit. The transcript has 3 exons. Gene Ontology annotation, molecular function: structural constituent of ribosome; large ribosomal subunit rRNA binding.
GCUACAGACGAUAUUUUCAGUGGCGACUGCCCAGCUACAACGCGAAAUCCCAAAUCAUCUGUCAGGAGAAAUUAUAAGUCAACAAUCAAUUUUUUUGAAUCGUUCGAAAAUGUCGAAGGCAGGAAUUAAAUUGAAGUCUAUGAGGAAAAUCGUGGCGAAAGUCGAUCAUUCUUCUAAAUUAAGAACCAACAUUCCAGCUGGUAUGGCUAUGGCGGGGCCACCCCUAGGACCCGUGCUAGGACAGCGGAACAUAAACAUUGCGGCAUUUUGCAAGGAAUUCAAUGAGAAAACAAAAGACAUAAAAGAAGGCAUUCCUCUUCCAUGCCGAGUUCAUGUGACCUCUGAUCGGAACUAUGAACUGGUAAUCCACCAGCCACUGACAACCUAUUUUCUCAAACAAGCCGCUGGUAUCCAGCGUGGUGCUAUGCAUUCUAAGCUUGAAGUGGCUGGUAAAAUAACAUUGAAGCACCUUUACGAAAUUGCAAAGAUCAAGUCGGAGGAUCCUCCUUUGGCUCUAAUGAACUUGCAAGGAAUUUGCAAUAUGCUGGUUGGAAUAGCGCGCAGUUGUGGAAUUCAAGUAGUCAGGGAUUAUGAUCCCAAGGAAUAUCAUCAAUUCUUGGAAGAGCGUAAACUAGUUGUCGAAGCGCAGAAACAGGAAUUACUAGAGAAAAAGAAUGCCAGAAUGCUUCGAACAUCAUAAAAUAUUGUAUUGAUUCUAGGGUACACGCCAAUCAUACAUCUUGUAGAUAUUAUACAUAUAUUAAAUAAAAAAUAUGACAUGAA